AUGAUGCCCACGAAACCUACAUUGUCGGUGGUUGUUCACUCCGAGCCAUCACGGCUUCAGAUGCAGGCUGCCAAGCGCAGGUCUUCGUUCCACCCUAGAGCGUCUCGCAGUGCAGUGUCGGUAGCUACCACUGCCGACUCCCCGGCCAUCGGAGCGGGCCUCAGCAGGCACACAGGCCAGCGGUGCUUCUUGGGGCUCUGGGCGCAGGCCAUGUGGAUAACGCUCAACUUCCGAAGGGACCCGGAAUUAACCCAGGUAAGAGUCUUUCCAGCUAAGGUAGUGUAUGGAGUAUCAUUUGAUGACUGGUACAGAGAGUUUUCUCGAAUUCCCCAGGCAAAGGUCAAUGCCUACCCUCGUUUCAACCUCCAAUCGCUCAACUCUCACCCAACUCUCACCUGUACCUCUGCAUCAUUCCGAGAAAUAUUGGCCUUUUCUCCCAUGGGCGAUGGCCAAGCCGUUGGGUUCGGACUAGGUCUUGCCCUGGGCGAUGUUUUCAGCGGCACUGUCGGGUGGCGAUGGGGGCUUCAUGCUGCUGCGAUCCUUCAUGUCGUUGUUUUGGCCAUUGCCCUCACGAGCCUGGCUUUCAUGUCCUAUGUCCUUGGUAUCGUUACGGACUCUGACGCGGCCCAGCAUAUGCGUCAACCGCUCAACAUCGUGCUCCUCGGCACAGGUGUGGCUCUCGUGCCUGAGGGCGGCCCCAACGAGCUAUGGGAAAACGAACCAUUUACCUCGGUAUGCAUCACCGUCUUCCUUGAUGUUCGUGGUUUCUCGAUGUUAACGUCGUCCUUGUACUCCCUUCCAGCACCCGUCUGCGGCCUUCUCACGAACAUCGCCGUUGCGGUCUUUCUGUCACGUCUCGAGCAUCCUAUGCCGUCACGGUUGCUUGUUUUGGGGGUGGACUUCCUCCUGCGAGAUGGGGGCGACGUAAGAUUACCCCUUCGCAUCUCCAGCGACACAGUUGCGUUUUCUGACAUUUGCAUACUUCAAGUCACUUCAAAAAACAUGGACGAGCCUAUCGAGAUUCUGGGCCAGCAGCCCACUCUCAAAAUCUACACCCAGAUAGCGGUCUGCUUUUCCGUCGAAGAUGACCAAUCCUAUGCAAACAUCACCAAAACUCUGACAAGCGGUCUUGAGCGACUUACCGCCGGGUUUCCCUGGGUUGCAGGGCAGAUAAUCAACGAGGGCGCGAGCGAAGGUAACACUGGCAUCUUCAAGAUCGCGCCACUGGAACCAACCCCGCCCUUGAUUGUCAAGGAUCUGAGAGAGGACCCAUCAGUAUCGUCGAUGAAAGACAUGAAAACGUCAGGCUUUCCCUUCGCCAUGCUUGACGAAAGCAUCGUCUGUCCUCGCCCGACUCUACCCAUCGACCCCAAUCUAGUAGGGAAACCUGAGCCAGUUUUCAUCACCCAAGCUACGUUCAUCAAAGGCGGGCUUAUUCUCGCAUUCCUUGGCCACCAUCAGGUACUCGAUGGAACCGGGCAAGGACAACUCAUCAAACUCCUGUCCAAGGCGUGUAAGGGCGAAGACUUCACCGAAGAGGAAAUUGCAACUGGAAACCUGUCACGACACAACAUUAUUCCCCUCCUCGACGACUUUGAGGGUGGGCUCGAGACUGAUGCGAUGAUCAUCAAGCCCUCAGCAACGCCGGCAACGGCACCUGCCACGUGCAGCUGGGCCUACUUUGACUUUUCUGCAGCUUCUCUUUCAGCCUUAAAGUCAUUGGCUUCGGAGACGGUCAAGUCAGGCUAUAUCACAACAGACGAUGCCCUUACUGCCUUCAUCUGGCAGUCAAUCAGUCGCAUUCGUAUGGGAAUCCCUCAAACGUUUCCAGCCCUCAUACAAAGCAUGACGAAAAAUUCCAUGGCGAUCAAGGACCUCGUCGAAAGACCACUGGGGGAAGCGGCAUCUCAGCUCCGAUCUGCUGUGGAUCCUACAGCCUUGAGCUAUGGAGUACGAGCUUUGGCGACACUCAUGAACCAAGCGGCCGAUAAGAGUGUCUUCUCAUUCACCGGGACCCUUCAUCUCGAUAGAGAUUUGGCUUUUAGUUCCUGGGCGAAACUCGAUCUUUAUGAGCACGACUUUGGAUUGGGAUUGGGCAAGCCUGAGUCGGUCCGGAGACCGCAAUUCACACCCGUGGAGAGUCUUGGCUACCUGCUUCCCAAGGCACUAGAUGGCAGCAUCGCACUAGCAAUAUGUUUAAGGGACGAGGACAUGAAUGGGUUAAAGAAGGAUGAAUUAUGGUUGAAGUAUUCAAAGUACAUAGGAAAGUAA
Molecule: messenger RNA, 2271 nt
Organism: Colletotrichum lupini
Lineage: Eukaryota; Fungi; Ascomycota; Sordariomycetes; Glomerellales; Glomerellaceae
Product: trichothecene 3-O-acetyltransferase
Exons: 9
Coding region: 1-2271 (756 amino acids)
Source: RefSeq, a predicted model, not a curated record